UUUCCCACCGAUUCACCUCAGUCUCAUCUCUAACUCUAAACCACUGGAAAGAAAACUCAAGGAUCAUGCAUCAAACUCAGAUCUUUCUAGAGAGAUGCGAGGGGAAAAAAUAAAUUUACCACACGUGGAAAAAGCAUUAGAGAAAACCCCCAAACCAGCUAAAACAUUCCUUGACAAGUCCAAAUAUUCCAAAGAUUUUGGAUGCUCUACUAGUAAUCUGUUAAAUGUACCUACAUUUUCUCAUGAUGGACAAAAGGAAAGUAGACUGGAAAAGCAAACGUGGCUAGAGAUACCGGUUCCAAAGACUUCAGACCGAUUGUCUCCUGAGAUAGCCAAGCUUCCAGAAUACCAGUCAUGCAAAAAUGAGAAGAAAAUAAGAAGUGAUUAUGACAAAGUCCAUAUGCAGACAAAAAGGGAAAAAGAAGCCCUACAGUUGAAGGUUAGCGAGUUAGAGGCUGAGCUGAGAAGACAAGAAGUUUAUAAAAAGUCCAAUGAAGAACAUGAAUGUACAUCUGCCAGUUUGGAUGGACCUUAUCAAGGAUGUCUUUUCAUGGAAAGUUGUGAAAAUAAUUACAAGAACAAAUUUACUAUAAAUUGUGAAGACUAUCGAAAACUUGAGAAGAGCAACAGAGAAAAACAGGAGAAGAUUGGCUGUUUGCUAGCAGAAAUUGAAGAACUAAAUACAAAGCUCAACACAAUACAAUAUGCUGAAAGAGACCAGGCACAAUUGUUUAAAAGUAAGCAAAGCAAAUUGGUUUCUGAUAUAGAAGACUUAAGGUCGCAGCUCGAGAAGGCCAAGGAGCGUGAAAAGCUGAAGGUCUCCUGUCUGGAGGGAGAGAAGGCUGAAAUCCUUACAAAACUGGAGAAUACAAAGGCUGAUCUGGAAAAGCUGAAGAAAAGACGUUCACCAGUAGGUGAAUUACACAAGGACUUCUGGCUCCUGGAGAUUGAGAAACUAAAAGCUUAUGCAGAGAAGAUGAAAGAAGAAAACUUGUCUCUGUCAGACACCAUUAGAGUACUGCAGCAGGAUCUGGAGAAGAGGUCCAUAUCGUCCUGCUUUAGUCCUCAGAUGUACACAGGUGGAGCUGAAGUUCUGCUGAUCUCUCAUGGGAAUGCACCAGAAUAUACUCACACUGGAGCAACAGAUUACAAAUCCCAGGAGAUCUGCAGUUGUGGCAGAACACUACAGAAUUUAACGUCAGCUUCCAAUAAAAGUUCUUCUGCAGUGGAAGAUGUGACGGUGAAGGAAGUCUACAGGCAGAUGAAACGAGAGAGAAACCUCUUACUUGAUGUUAUGGUUAUCAUGUAUGAGAGGAGAUGGUUUGUCGAAGAAGCUUUGCCACACGUCAGAAGAGCCCUGAGGAAAUGUGGAGCCCUAUCACUUGGUGCAGACUAGAUAUGGAAUACCGUAGCUGCGAUGUUUGUCAUUAUGAUCAUACCUGGUGGAUUGUGACAGUUACACGGUGGAGCACUGAUCCAGAUCCAUGGUUAGCCAACCAAACCAACCAUUUAUAGUGGAAUAACUAUUAUAGCCCCCUUAUAUUGGACGUCUACAAUGUAUUUUUAUUGUCAUGGAAUAAUGAUCUGCAGUGUGUUGGAUUUAGGAGAAGACUGGGCACAACAUAUGAAGCUGCCAUUUUCACAGAGCCUUUCCAAACUACUCAAGAGCAAAUCUGUACUACUGCACAUUCAGAAUGCCAAGAUGGGUGACGACCAGCUGAUAAACAGGUUCCCUGCAGCAUGACAUGGGCAUAAUGUGAUAACUGAAGAUGAUAGCUGAAGAACAAGGUCACAUGAACUGCCCAUCCAAUAA
Molecule: messenger RNA, 1813 nt
Organism: Bufo gargarizans (Asiatic toad)
Lineage: Eukaryota; Metazoa; Chordata; Amphibia; Anura; Bufonidae
Product: restin homolog
Exons: 8
Coding region: 95-1396 (433 amino acids)
Source: RefSeq, a predicted model, not a curated record